This is a messenger RNA of Setaria italica (foxtail millet), 1902 nucleotides long. RefSeq lists its product as uncharacterized. The record is from RefSeq and is a predicted model, not a curated record. Gene Ontology annotation, molecular function: 3'-5'-RNA exonuclease activity; calcium ion binding. Bases 237 to 1601 code for a protein of 454 amino acids. NCBI's taxonomy places the organism in Eukaryota, Viridiplantae, Streptophyta, Magnoliopsida, Poales, Poaceae. The transcript is spliced from 11 exons.
CACCAAUUUUCCAUUCUACUUUUUUUUCUCGUGGAAAAUUGUUUUUAACCAUUUCGACGGUUGGGUCUAUAAAAUCCAAUGCUCUCCAUCUCCUCUAGCAGCCGCCAACGCCGGGGCCAGGAAGAAUCAUCAAUUCCAUUCCUCUCCAUCUCCCCUAGCAGCCGCCAAAUCGACGAGAAGCAGCCGAGACCAUACGACCUCCGCGCCUCAGAUUCCACGCCCUACGAGUCAUCGCAAUGGCGAAGAAGCAGCGUAGGGAGGCGAGCGCGAGGCGGCGCCGGGACCGCCACCACGACCGGUGGCUGCCACGGGACGAACGCUGCGUCUCCUGCACCACGUUCAACAUUCUCGCGCCGAUCUACAAACGCAUGGACUCUGAGAAUUGCAGGGAGAGCCAGUACAGGGCCUACUGGUUCAGCCGCAACGAGAAGAUCAUUGACCGUCUUCUUGCUGAUAGCUCGUCCAUCAUCUGUCUUCAGGAGGUUUGGUUGGGAAACGAUGAGCUGGUGGACAUGUACCAGAAGCGGCUGGGUGACGCCAAUUACACGCUCUUUAAGCUUGCACGCACCAACAAUCGUGGAGAUGGUCUACUUACUGCUGUACAUAGCAGCUACUUCAAUGUUUUGAAUUAUCGGGAGCUUCUCUUCAAUGACUUUGGUGAUCGAGUGGCUCAGCUGUUGCAUGUUGAGUCAGCGAUGCCCGUCUUGCAAAACCGAAGCACCAGAUGUGUCCAGCAGCAGAGCCUCAUUGUCAACACCCAUUUAUUAUUCCCUCAUGACCACAGCCUUUCAGUAGUCCGCCUGAGACAGGUAUAUAAGAUCCUUCAGUAUAUAGAGGCUUACCAGGAAGAGAAUAAACUUGGUCCAAUGCCAAUCAUUCUAUGCGGGGAUUGGAACGGAAGUAAACGUGGCCAAGUUUACAAGUUCCUUCGUUCGCAGGGGUUUGUUUCAUCAUAUGACACUGCUCAUCAAUACAGUGACGGCGAAGAAGAUGCGCACAAGUGGGUGAGUCAUCGUAACCAUCGAGGCAACAUCUGUGGAGUUGAUUUCAUUUGGCUUCUCAAUCCGGAUAAGUGCAGGAAGCCCCUGAAAACCAGCUGGAAUGAAGCUGUCUUUGGUAUCAUCAAGUACCUCCUUCUCCAAGUUGCAUUUCUUUCCGAGGAGAAUGCAUUUGCGCUCCUCAAGGCAGACAGCCCUGAUGAUCACAUCACAUAUUCAAGUUUCUACCAGGCACUCUCUCAGUUAGGAAUGGUCCAUGCUGAUCGCCUAAAUUCAGAAGAAAUUGAAGAUCUAUGGGGUGAAGCUGACCGUGAUGGAGAUGGUGUUAUUGACUACAAAGAGUUUCAGUGCAUCUGGAGCCCAAACUGCUGCAGUCAAGAGGAGGAUGAUACCGAAAUCGACAUCACUGACGAACGCAUAGAUACUUUUGAGGCAAAUGAUGGAGCCUUUGGCUUUACCGUGAAGGAAGCUGUUCUCUUCCCACCAGAAGUAGAGAGGGGCAUGUGGCCAGAGAAUUACAGUCUCUCGGAUCAUGCCCCCCUCACUGUGGUGUUCUCCCCUGUUAGAAUGCCCUGCUCUCCACGCACUCCUGGGACUCUCUAGCCAUCGAAUGUCAAUGUUCACAUGCAUACAUAUACAAUUACUGUACAGCAGUAGGUAUGGCGGGGGACAUAGUACACACAACUCAGAGGCCGAGAUUUAGGUACCCAAAGUAGUGACUAGAGGCGAGAGAAUAUUUUUUGGGUUCAUGUCUACGGUUGCUACUGGCCAUUUUUUGAACAGCGUGCUUCUGCUUGUUGUUACCUAUACGUAUCUAAUCCUUUUUCCAUUUCUCAAUAAAUGUAAAUUUCCUACUUGCAAAUUUUGGACCGAGUAAAAUUUGUAGCAGAAAUCGUUCGGCUUA